AUGGGAAAGUCUUUAACAACUAGAACUCACAAAGACAUUGAGAGCUACUACUCCGUGCUGCGCGUACUGAGGCAGUGGUGCCCGCAAUACCAACAAGUCAUCGCACAAGUCACCUAUAUGGUUCAACUUCUCGGUUCAUUCCGCUGGAUAUUCUCUCUUGAGCAGUAUGAGAAACUGAUUUAUGCUAUACGAGUCGAACACGAUUACUCUGGGAAAGCUAUUUUGGUUGGACGAGAACUUCAAGGACUAUGGAUCAAUCCAGUCAUCUCCAGUGCAGAGAAGACAUGCCUGUCCCACCUACGAGACAUAUUAGAACCAUGUCUGAGAAGAGCAUUCGAGUUCUUCCUAGAGGCUGAGAGACACUUGAUAGCCGCUGGGAAAAAGCUUUAUGUGAAUCCAGAGGACAACUGGGAAGAAUACAACAGGGCUCAAGCGGCCUUGUGGCCGUUCCAACAUGAGUUUCACAUGUACAUUUUUAAUCUGAGGGCGGACUCUGACCGGUACAUCAUUUUUCGCGAGCCUCCUGCUUCAGAAUCACCUACAACCCCAGACAGUCCUAACAACAGCAAGCCAGGCUCCGAGCAAGACAAAAUCAGGGGCCCUCUCUCAGAAUCUCGAAAUGCGUACCGUCCGCUGCACGCGCCUCUUGUGAAGAUGGUCGCGAGGAAACCUGGAGUUCUUAAGGCUCCAACUACUGUACUGUUACCGACGGAGCCGCUGUUAAAAAGAGUGCAAUUUGAGCCCCACGAGACAAAGGUACACUUUGAACCCUCCGAGCCCCCCCGAGGAUCCCUGUCAUUAUCUAGACGGCUUUCCGAGGCCUCUUCGUCAGAUUUGUUCGUGGAAAGAAAGAAUCCGCCCUCAAGCCCACGCUUGCCCACGUACGCAAGCCGAAGAUCACGCGGGAGCCCAUAUCGACACCCAACCGUUUUAGCGGGUUCCGAAUUAUCACAACUUCCGACAGAUGUCGCCGAAAUUGCAAGAGAGACCAAGGUGUUCAAGGCGCCAUCCUCACCUGUGUCCUCAUCACUGCCAUCCGUGGGAUCGUUCAGUCCCACCUUGCCCCGCCCAACUACGAAGGGCCAACAUAAGGACGAUUCUGAUGACAGAAUUGGGAACGGAUCCAGGGACAAACUUGGUGAUUCCGAAACAGUCAGUCCAAAGGUCAUAGAAGCAGCGCAAAUAUCGCCCUACACGAUAGAGAGCGAGAAUGCGUUCCGAGACCGGGCCGCCUUGGAAACCAGCAAGGAGAUCAUCCUCAGCACACAGGCCUACCUAGGCCGCAGGCACGACGAGUACGCCAGCCAGCUGGCAGCCGAGCCACCUACUGAACCCACAAAGAAGGCAUACGCCUGGCACGAGGCGCAGAGCCUGUCGAGAUACCACAGCUCAGCACGAGGAACCCGCGCGACAGCCCUCCUCCACUGGGCCGCCGUGUCCAAAGCUAGGCGAGAGGAGCGGAUCAACGGGUACAACACGCUGCACAGGAGGGCCACGGAGCAAGGCGAGCCCCGGCGCACCAGCGGCUUCCGCACCAGCCUGCGGGCGAGCCUCUUCGCGCCUCUGGGCCCACCAGACCUCGCCGGUGCCGGGGCCGGGCGGAAGUGGCGCGCGCAGGCGCAGGAGGCGACGCUCGCGAACCUCGCGCAGCUGCGGCCGCGCCUGGACCUGACGCUGCUGGCGUUCUCGUUCAACGAGGACGCGCUGCGGCUGUACGGGGGCCUGGUCGGCGGGGCGCCGCGCGCGCGCGACCUGGCGAGGAUGGACAGGAUCCUGCGCGAGCUCGAGGUGUACGUGGCCGUGUGCGCGCACCGGCGGAAACUUGUCGUCGGUCACCUCAAGCGGGCGCGGCAGUUCCCCGUUCUCGUCCCCGCGCAGUUUGGGGACCUCCAGGCGGCGUGCGGCGACGCGGAGGAGGACCAGCUAGCUGUUUCGAGGCGGUGUUCUGAGUAUGUUGCCGGUCGAUCUCGGUCUCGGUACGUGAUGACGUACGAGGGGAAGAGGAGGAGGAGGGAUGCCACGGGCCAGUUAGCCGAGGAGGACUAUGAGAAGCUGGAUUACCUCAAGAAGAUUGACGAUGAGGCUGAGAGGCUCUGUUCGGAGCUCGACGCGGCCGGUGAGUGGCUGACAUGGUGUAGACACAUGAAGGAGCACUGGGCGUUAGGUUGGAGGCCGGACCGAGUCGAGAAAGACAUGUUGUACGUUGGUGAGGAUACACAAAGUGAUGUGCGACGCUACAAGCGGGAGAUCAAUGAAAAGAGGGCGGCCCUAGGCCUCGUACCUGUGGCGAGACCACAGGACGAGGUUUAUGAGAGGCAGCAGGAGCAGAUUAAAUUGCUUGACGGGAUUUGGAAUCUGAUGGCUUAG
Molecule: messenger RNA, 2367 nt
Organism: Diaporthe amygdali
Lineage: Eukaryota; Fungi; Ascomycota; Sordariomycetes; Diaporthales; Diaporthaceae
Exons: 1
Coding region: 1-2367 (788 amino acids)
Source: RefSeq, a predicted model, not a curated record